AUUCCGAUCUCCAUGUAAAUUUUUUUCAAAAUGUCAAUUUCCAUAUUAUUUGAAGUUUUUUGAUCAAUAUUACCUAUGAAAUAGUAGAAAUUUAUCAACGGAAAUCAAUCACAAUAAUUUCAAAAAUCUUCAUGUCAAUAAAACGUCACUAGGGAAGUUGUAGAAAUACCAAGAGGACCAAUUUACGAACCUCUCAAAUCUAAACGUUGAAUGAAAGAAUUUAUUCAUUAAAUAUUAUAAAGCACCAAUUAUUUUAAUUUGAUGCCAUGGAGGAUUCAUAUUGCUUAUGUGGUCAACCCUAUAAUCCAAAUAUAUUUAUGAUACAAUGUGAUGCAUGUAAAGACUGGCUUCAUAGCAGUUGCUGUAAUUUUGACGAGCAAAUUGCUGCAGAGAUAGAUAAAUUCCAUUGUCCCAGAUGUGUACCUCUUUAUGGACCUUAUAUGUUGAAAGCUAUUAAAAAUUGGCAUCGACAUGACUAUUGGGAUGAAGACUCUGCAAACAAAGCUGUUCAAUCUGGCACUGCAGUUUUUAUUAGAGAACUGCGUGCUAGACAUUUUUGCAGUGAAGGAGAUGUAGUGCUUCAUAUGAGGGGUCAACAGCUUACAGAGUCCUUUCUGCAGCAAAAUGGUUUCACUAGUCCUAUUGUAAUCGAUAGCAAGGAUGGGCUAGAUAUGACAAUACCUCCUGAUAAUUUCAGCUUAUACGAUGUUGAAGCUUAUGUUGGUGGUGAUACGAUCAUAGAUGUUAUUGAUGUGACUCGUCAGAGAGAUUUUAAAAUGAAAUUGAGAGAUUUUGUCGAAUAUUAUAAUAGUUUGAAUAGAAGUAAAAUAUUAAAUGUUGUCAGUUUGGAGUUUUCUAACACCAGUUUGGCGUCUUUAGUGGAAGCACCUCUGAUUGCUAGAAAACUGGAUUGGGCCAAUUCUGUUUGGCCUAGGGAUUUUCCAAUAAUGAAACCACAGGUUCAAAAAUAUUGUCUUAUGAGUGUUAAAGACUCGUAUACAGAUUUUCACAUUGACUUUGGGGGUACUAGCGUAUGGUAUCACGUUUUAAGAGGAGAAAAAAUUUUUUAUUUAAUAAAACCCACACCUGCAAAUCUGACACUAUACCAACAAUGGAUGUCAUCAAGUAAUCAAAGUGAAACUUUCUUUGGGGAUCAGGUUGACCAAUGUUUUAAAUGCACUUUACGUCAAGGCCAAACAAUGUUGAUACCAACAGGAUGGAUACAUGGAGUUCUAACACCCAUUGAUUCUUUAGUAUUUGGUGGAAAUUUUUUGCACAGUCUCAAUAUUCCUAUGCAGCUUAUGGUUUAUGACAUUGAAAAAAAAAUUAAAACCACUGCUAAAUUUAAAUAUCCAAAUUUUGAAAUGAUCAAUUGGUUUGCGGCCGUAAGUCUCUAUCAACAAAUUAGAGAAUUGAAUGCAGAAGAAAGAAGGUGUCCAAGUAACUUGCUUGCAGGGCUGAAAUCUUUAUUGACAAAUUUAAAACAAUGGAACACCGAAAAAGAUUAUAAUACUUUCGUAAGAGAUCAGAUACCUUACAAUAUAGACUCCUCAAAACUUCUGAAGGACAUAUCAAAGGAAAUAAGACACGCAGAAAGAUACAUAAAUCAGUUGAAUCCUCCGAAACCUGAAAGAGAAUCUAAGAGGAAACGGAAGAGACCUGUUAAUAAAGAUUUUGACUAUUCCUUGUCACCAAACUAUGAAUUUCUUCCUCCUCCUCCUCCUACUAAUACAGAAUAUGCUGAGAGUUCUCCGAUUAAAUUAACAUUACCAAAAAACGAUGUUUUUCCAUAUGAAAUGGAUGUGUUACCUCAACCACUUCAACUUACUAGUUCAUCAUGGGAUAUGGAAGACUUAAGCAGGCCUGAGGAGACAACUGCAGUGCAUACGGGUGGUACUGUGCUUAAAAUAAAAUUAGGGUCCAAAGAUUUGAUCCAGCCUCCUGAAGCAACAUACAAUUUGAACGAUCCAACAAAAUCAGUGUACGAUUUUCAUGAUGAAAGUGACAGAGAAGAUGAAUGUGGUUUCACAAUAGAUGAAAGUCCAAAAAGACAGAAAAAAAAUAAUCAAUCUUCAAAACCAAAACCAGCAAAAAAAAAGAACAGAUCAAAUCUUGAGGAAAACCCAGAUUUGCCACAAAAUGGAAUAGAAUCACUUUUGAAAGCUUCUGCUUUGACAACUGGUGAACAAUCAGGAAGAGCAUCACCAUCUACACAAGAAGCGAUUGCUGGAAUGCUCUCAAUCAGCCAAACAUUUGUUCAACCUAAGAACCGGACACGGAAAUCAAGCCAAAGUCCUCCUGAUGAUAGUAUAAGUAAUGUACAUCAGGAUGAGGACUACAUCUAUCCAGCUUUGGAUAAUUCAGACGAUGAAGAUGUUCAUAUUUUCAAACCAAGAGGCCGCUCAAAAGUAGAUGAAGCUUGGAAUCCUAAAGCCAGGGUAGGUCCAUUACUGCCUAAAAUGAACCGACCUGCCAGAGAAGGCACCAAAAGACAGGCUGUCGAGAAAGUAUUGGAGGCAGCAGCAGCUCGCAGAGCUCUAGAUAGUCCAGAUAAAUCUCCAAAACGGCAGUACCGUAAGAAGAAACCUAAAUUGGAUACUAAAUCCCCAACUGCAUCUAGCUCAAAUCCAAUUCCAAGUACCUCUGGAGCAACAUCUUCAAAACCGAGAAAAGGGAUGAAAACUGUCAAACAGCGCCUCGGAAAAAUAUUGAAAAUUCAUAAAAUGAUACAUUAAUAAUUUUUUAUGUUAAUGAAUUUGUCAAUCGUUUGAUAGAAGUUGAUUCUCAACGGAAAACUAUAUAUGAAGAAUAUUGAAAUUAAAAUUUUCCAAAUUGGUAAAUAACGAUUUAUGAUAACUGUGAUGAAACAAAUGUAUAUAAUAUACACAAUGUGAAAUUCGAAUUUUUCUAGAUGUUUUGAAGGAAUGUGCAAUUUUCUACUUUAGAAGAACGUAUAGUCUGGUCCAACAAAAAAUUGACAAAAAGUUUAAUUUUAUGAUUGCCUGGAUAUAGAUUAGUCUUAAUGAAUGUUCUAAUUUAAUGAUUUAAUUUCGAAAAAGGGGGAGGUAUAUUCAAACUUGAUCAAAAUCUUUAAAAAUCUUCAUUUCAAAAUAUCACUGAUUGAGAAACGCUUCAAUAUAGUUCAAUGUGUUGGUGACAAAGUCAUAUAAAACGAAUUUUUUUUUUUUUUAAUUUCAAGAGAUUUGUCUGAGUAUUUUCUUGAUUUUUUGGACCACCCUAUAUAAGAAUUGGAUAAAUUUUUAUAACACUCUACUUUCAAAUGGACACAGCAUUUCAUUUCAUGAGAAUUGCACCUUUGUACUAUUGAUGGUAUUUAUAAUAAUUGAAUUUUAAUUUUUCAUCUAUUAAUAGAAAUCUGUGAUUUUUCUUAGAGAAUUGGUAAUGUUUAAUUUUUCAUCGGAGGAAUAAUUGGUAUGAAUUUGUAAUUUUUGGGAGUAAUUUCUGUCACAGCUAUAAUAUUUUUAUGCGAGUUUUAUUUAUUGCGAUAUGUCAAACAUUUAUUGGAAUUUUUGAAUUCCCUCACAAGUACAAUUUGUGUUUACCUGGUUUGUAAAUUCACACUAGUCUCCUUAUGUCGCUCUCCUGUUAAUUGUAGAAUUGAAUAGUUGGUUGUUAUUUAACAUUUGUUGUUUUUUCAAUUAAUAGUAGUUUUAAUUUUUCAGUAUUAUUAGUUGAAAACUAUUAGGAACGCCAUAGAUCAAACACAUUUCAUGAUCAUUGUUAUUUCAUUUUAUUAUUUUACAUAAGGGCAUUCAAGGUGGAUAAAAGUUGAGACAGCCAUUUCUUUAUAUCAAAUAUUCACAAAAGCAAGCAUUAACUAAGGAAAACUUGUCCCAAAUUAUGAUCUACCUUGAACCUUCUGCUUAUUAGUCUAUCUCGAAUUAUUAAUUAUAGAUUUAUCCGAAAUAUUAGUAUAUAUAAUUUAAAUAUGACUGAUUUUUCCGUAACUGAAUUAUAAUUUGAGAAUUCGAGGCAUUGAAAGUGAUUCAAAUCUAUCUAUUUUGAAAACACAUAACUAAUAGUUGAUUUCUGUGAUCUUGCAAAAUUAUAUUUGCAAUUUGUAUGACGAAAAUGUAAUUCACGUUUUUCUACGCGUAUAUUAAUGGUAAAUGAAUUGAUUUUCGUUAGGUUCGUUAAUUUCGAAAUUUAAAAAAAAAAUUAUUUUUCUAUUGAUUGUAACUUAUUGUAAAAAAUAAAAUCUUUGCCUUCA
Harmonia axyridis is the source of this 4231-nucleotide messenger RNA. RefSeq names its product lysine-specific demethylase 7B-like. The record is from RefSeq and is a predicted model, not a curated record. Gene Ontology annotation, biological process: regulation of transcription by RNA polymerase II; protein demethylation. The coding region runs from base 267 to 2735 and encodes 822 amino acids. NCBI's taxonomy places the organism in Eukaryota, Metazoa, Arthropoda, Insecta, Coleoptera, Coccinellidae. The transcript has 13 exons. Gene Ontology annotation, molecular function: transcription coregulator activity; histone demethylase activity.